GCCUGCUCACGUUCAGCUGCGCCCAUCUAGAGGAUAGAGCGAACAGAAAAAUACCGUUCCCUGCCCAAAACUGGAUUCUCACAACGGGAGCUAUAUUUAAUCCAUUCUGGAUGUACAGAAGCCACUCUGUCUCUGUAUGGAAAAAUCGCUUGCUUGUGAAAACAUUGGUGCUUCUGUAGUGGAACGUAGACUACUUUUGGGGACAGUAUGUUCAACUUGAUGAAAAAAGACAAGGAGAAGGAUGGCGUCAGGAAGGAGAAAAAAGACAAGAGAGACCGGAGGGAACGGAUGUCAGCAGCUGAGCUCCGAAGCCUGGAUGAGAUGAGCAUGAGACGGGGUUUCUUCAACCUCAACCGGAGCUCCAAACGGGACUCCAAGAACAAGUUGGAGAUCUCGAACCCAAUACCUAUUAAAGUCGCCAGCAGCACUGAGCUCAACCUGACCGACAUAGAGUCGGAUGGCCUCAGUAACCGCAGCAGCAUGGUCCUGGAUGUAGAUCAGCUCAGCGCGGCCAGUUCCAGUGACGAUCUGAAGGGCGAUUACGGCCAAGAUGGCCACCGGAGCUCUGUCAAGGAGCGUGCGGCCAGGUUCGGCUCCCUCGCCAUUCAGAACUCGCAAAUGGGUUCCAUCAUGAAGCGAUUCUCCUUUUCUCAGAGGAAUAAAGAAGAAAGUCCAUCCGAAGGUUCCACACCUUCUGGGCAGAACUCGGCUGCCCCGUCUCCACAGGUAGAAACCAAGAUCUUUGACCCCCAACGUAAGCCAAGUCUCCAGCAUCAUCAGCGACAGCCUUCUACUGGGAAAAAGGUGCAGAUUCCUGAGAUUGUGGAUAAGACGUUUCCAGCAGACCUCCGCUUGCCUGCUGUUGUGCCACCGCAGACGCCUGAAGUUCGGGAGCUGGUUCUUCAGAGGCGGAAUACUGGGGAUUUUGGGUUCUCCUUGCGGCGCACCACCAUGUUGGACCGUGGCACGGAUGGAGGGGUAUAUCGCAGCGUGGUCCACUUUGCGGAACCAGGUGCUGGUACCAAGGACCUGGCUCUUGGUUUGGUUCCCGGAGACCGGCUGGUGGAGAUCAAUGGGCGAAAUGUGGAGAACAAGAACAGGGAUGAGAUUGUGGAGAUGAUUCGGCAAUCAGGUGACACGGUUCGGCUGAAAGUUCAGCCCAUCCUGGAGCUAAGCGAGCUGAGCCGAUGCUGGCUGAGGAACACCGAAGGGCUGCGGCGGGAAGCAUUUGACGUGAAAACAGAAGAGCAGAUAGCAGCAGAGCAAGCAUGGUACGGUUCGGAGAAAGUGUGGCUGGUCCACAAGAAUGGAUUCUCUCUGGCCACUGUGGUGAAGACAGAGACUGGCAGUCUACCAGAGGGGAAAGUGAAAAUCAAACUGGAGCAUGAUGGGACAGUACUGGACGUGGACGAGGAUGACAUAGAGAAGGCGAACCCCCCGUCAUUUGACCGCUGUGAGGACUUGGCAGCUCUGCUCUACCUGAAUGAGACCAGUGUCAUGCAUUCCUUGCGCCAGCGCUAUGGAGGAAAUCUCGUCCACACAUACGCAGGGUCCAACAUGGUGAUCAUCAACCCUACCAGCACCCCCUCAAUGUAUUCCGAGAAGGUGAUGCACAUGUUCAAAGGCUGUCGAAGAGAAGACACAGCUCCUCAUAUAUAUGCAGUAUCCCAAUCCGCCUACCGAAACCUUUUGACAACACGACAGGACCAGUCCAUCGUGCUGCUGGGAAAGAGCGGCAGUGGCAAGACCACAAACUGCCAGCAUUUAGUCCAGUACCUGGUGUCCAUCGCUGGCAGCACUGGAAAGAUCUUUACUGCUGAGAAAUGGCAAGCGGUCUACACAAUCUUAGAGGCCUUUGGAAACAGUGCCACCUCCAUGAACAAUAAUGCAAGCCGCUUCUCCCAAAUCGUCUCACUGGAUUUUGACCAGGCUGGUCAGGUGGCUUCAGCCUCCAUUCAGACCAUGCUGCUGGAGAAGCUGAGAGUGGUAAAACGACCAGAGACUGAGUCCACUUUUAAUGUUUUUUAUUACAUGAUGGCUGGAGCUGACAGCACACUUAGAACGGAGUUGCAUUUUAACCACUUUGCAGAGAACAGUGCUUUUGGGAUUGUGCCUCAAACUAAGUCUGAGGACAAGCAAAAGGCAUCACAACAGUUCACUAAACUGCAGGCAGCUAUGAAGGUGUUGGGCAUCUCUUCUGAUGAACAGAAAGCUCUGUGGCUCAUCCUUGGAGCCAUAUACCACCUUGGAGCUGCAGGGGCCACAAAAGAGGCUGAUGAAGCGGGCCGGAAGCAAUUUGCACGUCACGAGUGGGCACAGAAGGCAGCUUACCUCUUAGGUUGCACCCUAGAAGAGCUCUCGUCUUCUAUUUUCAAACAUCAGCCCAAAGGAACCUUACAGAGAUCCACCUCAUUCUGCCAGGGACCAGAUGAUGUUGGGACAGGAGACAACUCAGCUCCAAAGAUCACAGCUCUGGAGUGUCUGGAGGCCAUGGCUGCUGGACUCUACUCUGAACUCUUUACUCUGGUCAUCUCACUUGUUAACCGAGCGCUGAAGUCGAGUCAACAUUCCCUGUGCUCUCUGCUUAUUGUGGACACACCGGGAUUCCAGAACCCAAAGUUAGCCAAGCGAGACCGUGGGGCCACCUUUGAGGAGCUGUGCCACAACUACACCCAAGAACGUCUCCAAACGCUUUUCCACGAACGCACUUUUGUACAGGAGCUAGAGCGCUACAAGGAGGAAAACAUAGAGCUUGCAUUAGAUGACAUAGAGUCCAGUACAUCACUGUCUGUAUCAGCUAUAGACCAAGCCUCCACUCAAGCAUUGGUACGGACUUUGGCCAGGACAGAUGAGGCGAGGGGCCUGCUGUGGCUGAUGGAGGAAGAAGCUCUGCAGCCCGGGGGCUCGGAGGAAACUCUACUGGAGAGACUCUUCAGUUAUUACAGCCCUGUGGAUGGAGAGAGCAAAGGCCCUGCCCUGCUGCUGAAGAGUGAGAAGGCACAUCACUUCCUGUUGGGUCACAGCCAUGGGACUGACUGGGUGGAGUAUGAUGCUAGCGGCUGGUUGAGCCAUGCCAAACAGAAUCCUGCCUCUCAGAAUGCAGCCAUUUUACUGCAGGACUCUCAGAAGAAGAAUAUCAGCGGCUUGUUUAUGGGGCGUUCGGGGGGUGCCACAGUUUUGUCGGGCUCUAUUGCUGGGCUUGAGGGCGGAUCACAGUUGGCCCUGCGCAGGGCCACAAGCAUGAGAAAGACCUUCACCACUGGCGUGGCCGCUGUUAAAAAGAAGUCCCUUUGCAUCCAGAUUAAACUGCAAGUGGAUGCGCUGAUAGACACUGUGCGGCGAUCCAGGGUGCACUUUGUGCACUGUUUGCUGCCUAAAACGGAGACUUCGGCUGGGGAUUUGAAGGUGCUGGGAGGACCCUCAUCUCGGUCUGGGGAGAUAGUGGCACACAGAGAAAGCUGUGACAACGGCCUCAUGCAGCUGGAUGUGUGCUUGCUCCGGGCACAGCUGCGCGGCUCCAAACUGCUCGAUGCCCUGCGUAUCUACCGCCAAGGUUACCCCGAUCAUUUGGUCUUUUCGGAGUUCCGUCGCCGCUUUGAUGUGCUGACUCCCCACCUGACAAAGAAACAUGGGCGGAACUACAUCGUAACCGAUGAGAGAAAGGCUGUCGAAGAGCUGCUGGAGUCUCUUGAGCUGGAAAAAAGCAGUUAUCACAUGGGCUUGAGCAGGGUGUUCUUCAGGGCAGGUGUUUUGGCUAAGCUAGAGGAACACCGAGAUAUCCAGACCAGACGCAACAUCACCCUGUUUCAGGCAGCAUGCAGGGGCUACUUGGCCCGACAAGCCUUCAAGAAGAGGAAGAUCCAGAACUUGGCAAUCCGCUGCAUCCAGAAAAACAUCAAGAAGAACCGGGGUGUGAAAGGCUGGCCGUGGUGGAAACUCUUCACCACCGUCCGUCCUCUCAUCGAGGUUCAGCUUUCAGAGGAACAGAUCCGUGGCAAAGACGAGGAAAUUCAGCAACUCAAGUUGAAGCUGGAGAAAGUGGAGAAGGAGAGGAAUGAGUUGAGACUCAAUAGUGAUAGACUGGAAAGCAAGAUCACAGAACUCUCAUCAGAGCUCGCCGAUGAGCGCAACACGGGCGAAUCCGCCUCGCAGCUGCUGGAGUCCGAGACCUCGGAGAGACUUAGGCUUGAGAAAGACAUGAAGGAUCUACAGGCCAAGUUUGAGGCUAUGAAGAAGCAGAUGGAGUCUAUGGAGAUGGAGGUGAUGGAGGCACGACUCAUACGGGCAUCAGAGCUCAACGGGGAAAUGGACGACGAUGACACUGGAGGAGAAUGGAGGCUCAAGUAUGAGAGAGCCAUCAGAGAGAUCGAGUUUACCAAGAAGAGACUCCAGCAAGAGUUCGAUGACAAACUAGAAGUGGAGCAGCAAAACAAGAGGCAGCUGGAGAGAAAGCUGACAGACCUGCAGGCGGACAAUGAAGAGGUGCAGCGCGUGGCACAGCAGCUGAAGAAGAAAUGUCAGAGACUGACAGCCGAGCUGCAGGACACCAAACUGCACCUGGAGGGGCAGCAGAGCCGCAACCACGACCUGGAAAAAAAACAGCGAAAGUUUGACUCAGAGCAGACUCAAUCUCAGGAGGAGGUGCAGAGAGAGAAGAGUCAGCGGGAGAAACUGAGCAGAGAGAAAGACAUGCUGACCGGGGAAGUGUUCAGCCUUAGACAACAACUGGAGGAUAAGGAUCUGGAGAUAUGUGCUGUCAAUCUGAAACUCGAGCAAAUGGAGGCUGAGCUUCAAGAUCUGAACUCGCAGGAGACAAAGGAUGAAGCAUCACUGGCCAAGGUUAAAAAGCAGCUUCGUGACCUUGAGGCAAAGGUCAAAGAUCAAGAAGAAGAGCUUGAUGAACAGGCUGGAACCAUUCAGAUGCUGGAGCAGGCCAAGCUCCGUCUGGAGAUGGAGAUGGAGAGACUGAGACAGACGCAUUCGAAAGAGAUUGAGAGCAAAGACGACGAGGUGGAGGAGAUCAGACAGUCCUGCAGCAAGAAGGUGAGCCACAGAGAUGUGGAAACAGAAAAGCGUCUGAGGAAAGACCUGAAGCGCACAAAGGCCUUGCUGGCUGAUGCCCAGAUCAUGCUGGAUCACCUGAAGAACAAUGCUCCCAGCAAGAGAGAGAUCGCUCAGCUCAAGAACCAGCUCGAGGAAUCAGAGUUCACGUGUGCUGCUGCAGUCAAAGCCCGAAAGUCAAUGGAAGUGGAGAUCGAGGACCUCCAUGUCCAAAUGGAUGACAUAUCUAAAUCCAAGCAGGCGCUUGAGGAGCAGCUGAGUCGAUUGCAGAGGGAGAAGAAUGACAUGCAGUCUCGCAUGGAGGAGGAUCAGGAGGACAUGAACGAACUCAUGAAGAAACACAAAGCCGCUGUUGCCCAGACCAAACGCUUGGAGAGCCUUGUAGCGAGGCUGAAAGAGAAUCUCGAGAAGUUGACUGAGGAACGAGACCAACGCAGUGCCAGUGAGAACCGGGAGAAAGAGCAGAACAAGCGUCUCCUGAGGCAGAUCCGAGACGUCAAGGAGGAGAUGGCCGAGCUGGCCAAGAAGGAAGCGGAAGCCAGCCGCAAGAAACACGAGCUGGAAAUGGAUAUUGAGAGUUUGGAAGCGGCCAACCAGAGUCUCCAGGCGGAUCUCAAGCUGGCCUUCAAGAGGAUCGGAGACCUCCAGGCUGCUAUUGAGGAUGAGAUGGAGAGUGAUGACAAUGAGGAUCUCAUAAACAGUUUACAAGACAUGGUGACUAAGUAUCAGAAACGAAAGAACAAGAUCGAGGGUGCCUCUGAUACCGACUCUGAGGUGGAGGGCCGCGUUGACGGAGUGAAGUCAUGGCUGUCCAAAAACAAGGGCUCUGCCAAGAACCUGUCAGAUGAUGGUAGUCUGAAGAGCUCAAGAUUUGCUGUAAAUGUUGACGGAAAGGAGGGAAAAGAGUGGGAACAGGGUAAAGAAAGGAAAGACAGUGGCAAAGCCCACCCUCCAGUCGCAGACGCUUCUGCCUUGACAGAUCUGACGAGGAAGAGGAAGAAGAAAAAGAGGAAGGGAGCAUAGGCCGAAGCACCUACCGCUCCCGCUACAAACGCAGCAGCUACCUGAACGACAGCGAUGGCGAGACCACCGCGUAGCCGCCCCCCGCGCACACAUUCACCUGCACUCACGUUCAUAAAAAGGAGGACUUAAUAUCAGUGUCUUCCUUGAACCCGAAUCCAGGAUUUCAGCGAGAGAGGAGCAUGAUGGGACACACUCUGGCAAAGAUAUACCCCUCAUUUCUUACGACUUGUUAUUAGUAUUAUUUCACUUGUGCUUUGUGUUUAAAACUUUAAGGGGUUUGUACAGCAUCAUGAAUCUCAGCACUGUUGACUCUUUCCUCUUUGUGUGCUUUUACUUCUGACGUUCUUCCUCUUCCUUUCUAAAUAAGCAGUGACUAAACUAAACGCCGUGCUUGCAUUCUUACUCCGGUCAGGAUUCGGUAAUGGAUAUUGCUUCAGGCAACACGCUACAGCCUCUUGCAUGGUCAGGCCUGAGCCAAAGAUACAUGGCAUCGUGUAAACGUGAAAUUGCUGGAUUUUUUCUGUUGUGCUAGAUUUAAAAGAAAAGAAAACCAAGAGAAAAAGGCAAAGAAAGUAUUGUAUUACCAAAAAAAAAAAAGCAGCAUUGUUUUAGGUAUGUGAGCAUAUUAGUUUUUCGUUCUUGACUUGAGUCAAGGUGGGAUUGAUUUAAGACCACCUUCCUCUCUUCCCAUCUUCGUGUUCAUAUGGUGAAGGAUUCAUGUAUUUUGCUUGAGUAAGACAAGGAAGUCCAUUUCUCCUCUAGGUUCUUCACUUUGUUUUGAUGUUUUAUGUGGAGAGG
This is a messenger RNA of Sinocyclocheilus grahami, 6882 nucleotides long. RefSeq names its product unconventional myosin-XVIIIa-like. NCBI's taxonomy places the organism in Eukaryota, Metazoa, Chordata, Actinopteri, Cypriniformes, Cyprinidae. The transcript has 41 exons. The record is from RefSeq and is a predicted model, not a curated record. Bases 208 to 6084 code for a protein of 1958 amino acids. Gene Ontology annotation, molecular function: ATP binding; cytoskeletal motor activity; actin filament binding. Gene Ontology annotation, cellular component: cytoplasm; myosin II complex; myosin filament. Gene Ontology annotation, biological process: actomyosin structure organization.